Molecule: messenger RNA, 966 nt
Organism: Melozone crissalis (California towhee)
Lineage: Eukaryota; Metazoa; Chordata; Aves; Passeriformes; Passerellidae
Gene: PHOSPHO1
Product: phosphoethanolamine/phosphocholine phosphatase 1
Exons: 3
Coding region: 78-875 (265 amino acids)
Biological process (GO): bone mineralization involved in bone maturation
Molecular function (GO): phosphatase activity
Source: RefSeq, a predicted model, not a curated record
CCGCACUCUCCGGCACCGGGGCGGGCCGGGCGCUCCCGGCAGGUUCCGACCCGCCCUGGGCCCGGGAUGGUGCCAGCAUGAGGAGGUGCUGCCAGGCCGUGGGGCUGCCAUGCCUGUUUAAGGGCGCGGGCACGGCCGGCCCGCGCGCGCCGCGUUUCCUGCUGGUGUUUGACUUCGACGAGACCAUCGUGGACGAGAACAGCGACGACUCGGUGGUGCGGGGCCGGGCGCUGCCGGAGCGGCUGCGGCAGAGCCCCGCGGCCGGCGGCUACAACGAGCACAUGCGGCGCGUGCUGGCCUUCCUGGGCGAGCAGGGCGUGCGCCCCGCCGAGCUGCGCGCCGCCUACGAGCGCAUCCCGCUGGCGCCGGGCGUGGCCGAGCUCUUCCAGCUGCUCUCCAAGCACCAGGAGCUCUUCGAGAUCGUGCUCAUCUCCGACGCCAACACCUUCGGCGUCGAGGCCAAGCUGCGCGCGGCCGGCGCCCGCUCGCUCUUCCGCAAGGUCUUCAGCAACCCGGCCGGCCCGGACCGGCGCGGCGUGCUCACGCUGGGGCCCUACCACAGCCACAAGUGCCUGCGCUGCCCGGCCAACAUGUGCAAGGCCAAGAUCCUGGCCGAGUACCUGGCCGAGCGGGCGCGCGAGGACGUCGAGUUCCAGCGCGUGCUCUACGUGGGCGACGGCGCCAACGACUUCUGCCCGGCCGCGACACUGACGGCGGCGGACGUGGCGUUCCCCAGGAAGGGCUACCCCAUGCACAGGCUGAUCCAGGAGAGCCAGGAGAAGCAGCCGGGCGCGUUCCAGGCCGCCGUGGUGCCCUGGGAGUCGGCGGUGGAGGUGGCGCGGUACCUGCAGGAGCUGCUGCGCAAGAAGUGCUGAGCGAGGGGGGCGGCUCCGGGCCCGGCUCCGUCCCUGGGGUGCUCCUCUGCCUUUGCCGGGAUGUUCUCCCGCCUUUCCCAACUCCAUUCCC